UAUCCCCCACCAUAUGUAAAAUCGUUCGUACCCAAAAUAUUUCAAAGCCAAAGUCAAAAAAGCUUUAAGACUCUUGGACAAGUAGAAAAAAAGGGAAAGUCAUAAGGAGAGAUGAAAUGCGUAACAGUUCUUCCUUUGGUACAGAAGAAAUCACCAUCGACCUUGAGAGUUUUAACGACGCAUACAUCCAGCGAAGUCUGCCGAAUACAAUAGUGAUCCUGUUUUUCCUGUUUGUUGGAGUGUUAGGAAACUCUCUCAUUCUCUAUGUGUAUCGAUUCCGUUUUCCACGAUCCGAUGGACGGUACUUCAUCGGUGUUUUAGCAUGUUCCGACCUUGGUUCUAUAAUUUUUACAUCCGUAUUAAAUCUUUUACAGAACUUGACGAAGUAUGUGUUUCCUGGAGAUAUAGUGUGCAAGGGCGUUUUAUACCUUAGUUUUUCUUUCAUUAAUACUUCAUUGUUUCUUUGGAACGUUAUUGCUGUCCAGCGGUUUCGCAAAAUUUGUCGGCCUUUUUCUUGGCAACUGACGCACCACUGGAGAAGAUGGUGCAUAGUGAUCUGUGUUGGUUUUUCGUUCACAUUUUAUUCACCAGUUCUUUAUUUUUAUGGGAUAAAUGAGGAGGUUUUCACAAAUGACAACAUUACAGUAUUUGUCUGUCAGCAAACAAAGACGCAUACAUUUGGAAUGGUAUUUUUUCAAGGAAUAGGAGUCAUUUUGUCAGUUUCUAAUGUGAUCGCUAUCAUAACUAUAUACGUCAUCGUUUCUGUCAAAAUCUUUAAGGUAAUGCGAGGAGUCCAAAGAACACGCACAGAAAGCUUUAGAAGUGUGACUGACAUCGCCACUGAGCAAAACCCUCCCAGAAGCACUAUUUCAGAAUCCCAUACCGCCGCUCAAAAAUUAGAACACACUAUUGCGUUUACAUUCAUGACAAUUCUUCUUAUGGGUUUGCUUUCUUAUGCUCCUUCACGAUAUUUGUUGGUCCACGAGACUUUAGAUCCAACGUUUUGGGACAAUUUGGAUUACAGUAAAUUUAAUUUCUAUCUAUUUCUAAGAAGGAUAUAUGUUAUAAACCAUUCUUGUAAUAUCUUUAUUUACGCAAUAUUUGAUACCAUGUUUCGAAAAGAAGUAAGAAAUCUAAUCGGGGUGAGCUCUUUUUAGACUUUGAAAAACAAUUUUAACAAACAGGUGAAAUGAACACAUUGUGAAUAUUUGCAUCUCAGAAGUUAGAAUAUGAAGCUAAAUGACAUUCUGUUACAGGUAUCAGUUGGGAUCCUAAAUCUAUGAUUGUAAUGAAGAACAAGUGAAUUUCUAAAAGGAGGUCGAUCAAGGCGAUGGGUGCGAAGUUUCAACAGUGUCAUGGAUUAUGCAAACAAUUAGAUUUAUUUAAAUAUGAUAUAUCUG
This is a messenger RNA of Saccostrea cuccullata (small rock oyster), 1400 nucleotides long. RefSeq names its product mesotocin receptor-like. Gene Ontology annotation, molecular function: G protein-coupled receptor activity. The coding region runs from base 117 to 1157 and encodes 346 amino acids. The record is from RefSeq and is a predicted model, not a curated record. The transcript is spliced from 2 exons. Lineage: Eukaryota; Metazoa; Mollusca; Bivalvia; Ostreida; Ostreidae. Gene Ontology annotation, biological process: G protein-coupled receptor signaling pathway. Gene Ontology annotation, cellular component: membrane.